AUGGGAAUCAAAUAUCUCAAAUUUUUACGUGGAGCAUUGAGGGAAAUGGGCAAUGUAGGAGAAAAUAAGAUUGGUCGAUUAGUGCCUUCGCGGUGCAGACAAUACUUUCACGGAUUAGGUAGAGCUAUGGCAUCGGUGUUGCGGUCCACGAAGGGUUUGGUAGCGGUGGUGACUGGUGGAGCCUCUGGUCUUGGACGUGGCACCGUUCAAACGCUUGCCAAAGCAGGCGCUAACGUCGCUAUUCUCGACCUGCCAUCAUCGAAAGGCGCGGAUGUGGCCAAAGAACUUGGAUCAAAUGUCAUCUUCGCUCCUACCAAUGUUACCUCUGACACUGAAGUAAAGGCGGCUUUUGACGCUGUCAAGGACAAGUUUGGACGCUGCGAUGCGGUAGUGAACUGUGCUGGAAUCGCGUUUGCAUUCAAGCUGUACAGUGUUAGCAAGAAAAAGAUGUCAGAUUUGGAUAAGAUCCAAAAGACAAUUGAUGUGAACGUGAUGGGGACCUUCAAUGUAAUCCGACAUGGUGUUGCGCUUAUGGGUGAGAAUGAGAAAGAUGAUGCUGGACAACGAGGUGUAGUUGUCAGUACCGCGUCUGUUGCUGCUUUUGAUGGACAAACCGGACAAUCCGCAUAUUCUGCAUCCAAAGGAGCCAUCGUAGGAAUGACUUUACCCUUAGCGAGAGAUUUUGCUGAUGAUGGAAUUCGUUUCAUGACAAUAGCGCCAGGACUGUUCAACACUCCACUUUUAGCAGCGCUUCCAGAAAAGGUGAAAACUUUCUUGUCUCAACUUAUUCCUAAUCCAUCUCGGAUGGGAAGCCCAGAAGAGUACGGUGCACUUGUGCAACACAUCAUCCAAAAUCGUUAUCUCAACGGCGAGGUGAUUCGCCUCGAUGGAGCACUGCGAAUGCCCCCGUAAGCUCACCGCUAUCAUCUCACUUACUUACCUCACCAGGAAUUUUAUCGCCUUUUAUGUUUUAUAUAUUUGGUACUUGGUUUGUUUUAUUAGAACGAAAUUGACAGGUUUCAAUUAUUUGUAUACGUUGUGCCUCUGAUAAAGAUCUUUCAUAGGAA
This is a messenger RNA of Cylicocyclus nassatus, 1067 nucleotides long. NCBI's taxonomy places the organism in Eukaryota, Metazoa, Nematoda, Chromadorea, Rhabditida, Strongylidae. The record is from the annotation of a GenBank genome assembly.